This is a messenger RNA of Mycetomoellerius zeteki, 1191 nucleotides long. RefSeq lists its product as uncharacterized. The transcript is spliced from 3 exons. Lineage: Eukaryota; Metazoa; Arthropoda; Insecta; Hymenoptera; Formicidae. The coding region runs from base 316 to 735 and encodes 139 amino acids. The record is from RefSeq and is a predicted model, not a curated record.
UAUUGGGCUACCGCUCGCCGCUACGCCGCUCUGGUCUGUAGGCUCCUUUACGGCUUAUGGCUUAAAAUACCUAUUGUAGAUGUGGACUUAAGAUACUAAUACGGCUCUCUGAUUGGUUCAUGCACUAGCUUAAGAUCAUCUCGAAUCUUGAGCAACGUCUAUGGAUUCCGCCCUUAUAGUGGGUCGGAAAUCUAAAUAGGGGGAUCUUGAGAAGAAGAAGAAAUAGACUCUGACGGGGAGCUCUGUUUACAGUUUGUGUGAUAGGUUAUCGUUUUUCAAACAGUCUUUUGUAAAGAACGUCACGUUAACAAAAUUAUGUCACGGAAAAAACACAAUGUAUCAUAUAUCAAACCGAACGAACCAAAAUUUCUACAAGAGCUAAAAGAACAAAUUGGAUACAAAGAAGGUCCUACUGUUGAUACGAAAAGAGAAGUUCUACCAAAAGUAUCCGAUGAUGAAAGGGAAGAGUUGGCUGAUGAGAAACCUGUUGUUGUCGUGUUAAAUUCUGGUGAUUUGACGGCAGAAGAAGCAGAUGCUUUUAAAAAACAGAAAGAAAAAGAAGAAAAUAAUGCCCCAGCUGAUCUAUCUAAGAAGAUCAUAUUUCGCAAAACUAAAGCAGUAGAAACAGAUUCUGACACAAUUGCCACAGAUAAACCUGUGAAAAAGAAAGUGAAAAGAGAAAAGCAAAAAAUCAUCCUAUCCUUCAAUGCUAAUGACAAUGAUGAGGAACGAUGAUACACAGCGUUGAAUGUGAAUUCUUAAUAUUUGAUGAAUGUACAUAUCAUGUCUUACAACAUAUAUAAAUAAUAUUUUUUGUAAAUACUUUGUGGUGUAUAUUGUAAAUGAAAUUAGGUGACAAAUUUACAUAAAUUAUUACUAUUAUUUUAUCGAUUUAAGAAUUAUUGUUAACAUACUAGAGAAGAGCACUUGUAAAAAAACUGAGUUAUAUAAAAUACUUAAGAAAUUUUUGUUUUUUGUCGUCCGAGAUAAAAGUUGACAAACUUCGGAAGAGACAAGAAACACGUGAAAAAAAACUCCGAUUAUCGAUAAUCGAAAAUUAUUGAAAAGAAGGAAAAAGGCACGAGGUAUAAAACAAGAAACAGGAAGCAAAGAAUAAUCUACGGCACACCUAUAUACGCAUUGUAGAUUAGGCUAAAACGUAUUUGGUUAAGUAUAAUUAGGUUAAGGAAU